CCGCCGUCGCCGUGUAGUCAACCAGCAGCCAAACACAUUGCCAUCGCCGGCCGGUGUCUUCAGCUUGCUCCCAGUCCCAGUACGUACGUUCAAAGCCAUGGCGGACGGCGACCAGAACCAGCAGCCGCCGCGCUACUGGUUCCCCUACUGGAGCGGGCCGCCGCCCCCGGUGCGCCCGCAGAUGUCGCGCCGCCUCUCCCCGCCCGCAGCGCCGUCCUCGCCAGCACUGCCGUCCUCGCCCGCAGUGCCGUCCUCGCCGCGCCGCCCGUCGCCCUCCCACCCCCGCCAACCCACUCCUCCUCGUGCGGCUCAGAGCCAGGCGUCCUCCCGCCCGUCCCCGUCCCGGGCCUCGCCGCUCGCGCCCAUCCGAGAGCCGCCCAACAGCAACUCCAACGCCGGUGCUACUGCCAGGCCGCCUCCAAAGCCCAAGCACAAGGACGUGGAGGUCGUCCCGCAGCCGGAGAAAGCCGCCGUGCACCCGACUGCCGCUGCGGCUGAGACCAAGCACGGCAAGGCCGCCCAACACCACCACAAGGAGAAGGAGGCCGACAAGGAGAAGAAGGACGAGCACAAGAGCAAGGACAAGAAGAACCACGCCGGUGAGGACAGCAAGCACAAGGAUAAAGAGAAGAAGCACCAUGCCGACGCCGGCGAUGAGGACAGCAAGCACAAGGAGAAGGAGAAGGAGAAAGACAAGGAGAAGAAGCACCAUGCUGACGGCGGCGAGGAGGGCAAGCACAAGGGGAAGGAGCACGGGAAGCUGCACGGCGAGCUCAAGGCCGACAUGGUGCGCAGGGCCACCGGCUCCGGGCACGGGCACCCGGGGGCGAGCGCGAUCACGCUGGCGGGGGAGAACAAGGGCGCGUCCAUGAAGGUGGGCGGCAAGAGCAAGGACGGCUCAUGGAAGGAGCACCAGGGCGGGCACCGGCUGGACGGGAAGCCGGUGGACGGCGAGAAGAAGCAGGGGAUGAUGAGGGCGCUGAUCAACAGCAACGUGCAGGUGAUCAACAACUCGCUGCUGCUGCACAGCUCCUGCAGCGGCGGCGACCCAGGCGUGCACCUCAACCUCUCCGCCAAGUCCUCCGCCAGGAAAGACAAGCAGAAGCACGCGGCCGGAGCCGACAAGAGCGACAAAGCUGCUGCUGCAAAGAAAUGAGCGCCGUCGCCGACUCGCCGGCCACUGGAAACGGCGGUAGAUACUCAGUCGAGGAUGUAACUAUAUGCAAAUAAAUAAGAGCAAUCCUACACGCACGGGCUAACAACGGGGUGCCUUAACACUAAUUAACCUCUCCCCCCUGAUUUUCUCUUUCUAACCCCAAUCAAACUAUGCCAGCCCGUAAACCCUGUAAAAUUCUGCCCGUGUGCAUCGCCGGAAAAUUUAUUAUCCUCGGCCUGAAAGCUCUCCUAAAAAUACUCUUUUUUUUAGAAAAUCCUAAAAAUACUCAAUCCGAUGAUGUGUCAUGUACUAACAUGAAACGGGCCUCUUAUUUGGUGCCGGCCGACCAAUGAAUAUACGCUUCAUUGCUGGCCCAA
Messenger RNA from Aegilops tauschii subsp. strangulata, 1533 nucleotides. RefSeq lists its product as uncharacterized. The record is from RefSeq and is a predicted model, not a curated record. Lineage: Eukaryota; Viridiplantae; Streptophyta; Magnoliopsida; Poales; Poaceae.